Chionomys nivalis (European snow vole) is the source of this 2992-nucleotide messenger RNA. It is a transcript of the gene Tmem43, whose product is annotated as transmembrane protein 43. The transcript is spliced from 12 exons. The coding region runs from base 178 to 1380 and encodes 400 amino acids. The record is from RefSeq and is a predicted model, not a curated record. Gene Ontology annotation, cellular component: nuclear inner membrane. NCBI's taxonomy places the organism in Eukaryota, Metazoa, Chordata, Mammalia, Rodentia, Cricetidae. Gene Ontology annotation, biological process: nuclear membrane organization.
GGGCGCAGAUAACUACCCGCGGGGCGGUAACUUUUGUUCUGAGUCCAGCCAGGUCUCGGAUUCCACGCGGUGUCUUGCAGCUCUCUAGCAGACAGAGCUCACCGUAUUCUGCAUUCCGGUCGUCAGAACAAUUCCUAGCAGAGCAGUGCGAGACCACGGAGGCGAGCUGGGCCCACCAUGGCCGCGAACUAUUCCAGUAUCAGCAGUAGGAAAGAACAUGUCAAGGUGACAUCUGACCCCCAGCCAGGCUUCCUGGAGCGGCUGAGUGAGACUUCCGGUGGGAUGUUCGUGGGGCUGGUGACCUUCUUGCUCUCCUUCUACUUAAUUUUCACCAACGAGGGUCGUGCACUGAAGACAGCCACCUUACUUGCAGAGGGCCUGUCACUUGUGGUGUCCCCAGACAGCAUCCACAGUGUAGCUCCGGAGAAUGAAGGGAGGCUGGUGCACAUCAUCGGGUCCCUGCGGACGUCCAAGCUCUUGUCUGACCCAAACUACGGGGUCCAUCUUCCAGCUGUGAAAUUGCGGCGGCAUGUGGAGAUGUACCAGUGGGUGGAGACAGAAGAGUCCAGUGAGUACACGGAGGACGGCCAGGUGAAGAAGGAGACCAAGUACUCCUACAAUACGGAGUGGAGGUCAGAAAUUGUCAACAGCAAAAACUUUGACCGAGAGAUUGGCCACAAAAACCCCAGUGCCAUGGCAGUGGAGUCUUUCACAGCAACAGCCCCCUUUGUCCAAAUUGGCAGGUUUUUUCUGUCAGCAGGCCUCAUUGACAAGAUUGACAACUUCAAGCCCCUGAGCCUGUCCAAGCUAGAGGACCCCCACGUGGACAUCAUUCGCCGAGGAGACUUCUUCUACCACAGUGAAAACCCUAAGUACCCAGAGGUUGGUGAUGUCCGCGUCUCCUUUUCUUAUGCAGGACUAAGCAGUGACGACCCUAACCUGGGCCCAGCUCACGUGGUUACUGUGAUUGCCCGGCAGCGAGGUGACCAGCUAAUCCCAUACUCCACCAAGUCUGGGGACACCCUGCUGCUCCUGCACCAUGGAGACUUCUCAGCUGAGGAGGUGUUUCGUAGAGAACAGAAGAGCAAUUCCAUGAAGACGUGGGGCCUGCGGGCGGCUGGCUGGAUGGCCAUGUUUAUGGGCCUCAACCUCAUGACUCGGAUCCUCUACACCCUGGUGGACUGGUUUCCUGUCUUCCGAGACCUGGUCAAUAUUGGUCUGAAAGCCUUUGCCUUCUGUGUAGCCACCUCACUGACCUUACUGACUGUGGCUGCUGGCUGGCUCUUCUACCGACCGCUGUGGGCUGCUCUAAUCGGCAGCCUGGCCCUGGUACCAAUAAUCAUUGCACGGACCCGGGUGCCAGCUAAAAAGCUGGAGUGAAGCCUCAGGGGCCAGGUCCUGUCACCUCUGUCCAGCUCCAGCUGAAACAGGCAUCUGCACACCCCAUUCUUCAAGGGGCCAGUGUCUAACCUGCAUGUAGGGUUUGGUGUUCACCAGCUCACAUCUUCUCCGCCCCACUUCUUGCCAAACUGCAGCUUUGGUGGGCAGAAGCACCCCGAGGAUGGUGACCCAGUGAGUACUGUCCUGCUUAAUGCCUUCCCCUCUCAGGGCUUUAUUCCACUCAACUGUCAGCUGACCUGCUGGUGAAGGACUCAGCCUUCUCACUGCCUGUCCCUCGUCACUGAAACUAAGUGCCAGGACUGCCACAACCUCCGGCUACAACUGAAACCCCAGAAUGCAGCCAUCACCCACUCCUGACCACAUCUCAUCAGUAGGACACACCAUACCCAGGCCUGGAGAAGAAAGUGUACCCCCAAACCAAGCCUCUGGGUAGCCCCUAUGUGGCCUAAAGAAACACCGAAGUUCUAUCUUGUCCCAAAGGUCACUGUCACUGUGGCUGGACAGUGUUUUGGUAUAAGCCCUGACCUCUGGUUCUGUUACUCCACGUGUUCUUUCUAUCCCAAGAAAGAGCUGAGACUUGAACACACACACACACACACACACCUAUACACACACCUAUGAAUGGCUCCCACUUGACAGUUGCUGUCACUGAGAUUAACUCAACCAGGACUGGUGUUUAAGUGAGUGUGGCUUGACUGGUUUUAGUUCCCAAGGCCACAAGUAAGCUUUAACUUUGUGAUGCUUUUGAAUCAGUGUUAGCAGAUUUGUUCAUGCUAGGUGGGGUCUGUGGAGGAAGAUAUCCUGCUCACUUGAAGGUGAUUGAGUUGUAGUCAAUGUUACAGGAAAAGGCUGAGGCUUUCCUACUAAGAGGGCUCAUUCACUGUGACCUCCAGCCAACUGAGGCCAAGAAUCAGAACCAAGGCUUGCUGAAGGAAACCCGGCCGGCCUGGCCCAGCCUUUUUCCUAGGAAUGCUUUUGACCUUGACACUCCAGCCUCAAAUAGUUGCUGCACAGUGGUUCUUUUUGCAUUUAAUGCCUAUCGUUUUCCUCAUCCUAAAUAAAGGACCCAUACCAAAGGACAUAAUUUCUAAGUCUCCUCUUUACUAUUACACCUUUGAAGGAUGCUUGAUUUAUCCUGUAUCUCAAUCCUAUUUGCAAACUGCCCUAGCAGUUGCUGUAGCCAAAAGUGUUUGGUAGCUGACUAAGGUGUCAGAACCCCUGGCCCUAGUAAUAUCUAACAGUCCCUCUCAUGUCUUGUGGUAUCUGUGCUUUCAGCUGGGGUUCUUGGUAAAAGUGUGGCCAGAGAUGCCUUGCUGGGUUUAGGAUGGAAACAAUAUUCACUACUAUUUAGUGCAUGCUGAUGCAGUCUCAUCUAAACUCCAAAAGAUGGUUUGGGAAAACAUGGCACAAUCAGUGAUUGCUAAAUAUGCAAUCCUCUGGAUUCAGUCUGUAACUUUUCUUAUAUGAGUUUUUUUCUGCUAGCUUAAAGGUGUUAAGAGCAAAUUAUGGAAGAAUAAUUUGAUGUCUUUGAAAAACUGAGGUUUGUAUUCUUUGUAUUAAAAUUUGAAAUAAAUUUCUACCUAUCUUGGUA